This is a messenger RNA of Staurois parvus, 315 nucleotides long. Lineage: Eukaryota; Metazoa; Chordata; Amphibia; Anura; Ranidae. The record is from the annotation of a GenBank genome assembly.
CCAGGUAGAUUGCCAAAAGGCUAGGUUCACAUUACUGGGUGUAGGUAAUGUGUGCAAAAUCGCACAUAAUCCCAACACUCAGAGAAAUGGGCUGCUCUUUAGACCAUGCAAUUCGGAGAACCAGGGGCGGACUGACCAUUUGGAAACUUGAGCACUGCCCAAGGGCCCGGGGUCAGUAGGGGGCCCCAUGGGAUGCCCCUGGUACCUUUUCCAUAGGCUUUUUCGAGUUUGGGCAAGGACACAGGGGCCCCAUGAUCCCCUAUUGCCCGGGGGCCCCAUGGGUUGUCAGUCCGCCCCUGGUGAGAACACACUUUU